GUCGCAGCUUACAUAUUACGCAAACUCAAAGUCUCCUUAUUUCCCCCAAGGAGGUCCGCCCGGCCAUCAAGAACCUCAACUCUUAACUAAUCAAACAUCCAAGAUUGACUGAAAUUCUUGCCGCUUUAACACUCAGUGGAUUUAGGCGGUGAGGAUGUCGACGCCGGCGAGGAAAAGAUUGAUGAGGGAUUUUAAGAGGUUACAGCAGGAUCCACCUGCUGGCAUCAGUGGUGCUCCUUAUGACAACAAUAUAAUGCUUUGGAAUGCUGUUAUAUUCGGUCCUGAUGAUACACCUUGGGAUGGAGGUACGUUUAAGCUGACACUUCAGUUUUCGGAGGAUUACCCCAACAAGCCUCCAACGGUUCGGUUUAUAUCCAGGAUGUUCCAUCCGAAUAUUUAUGCCGAUGGAAGUAUUUGCUUGGACAUACUGCAAAAUCAGUGGAGUCCUAUAUAUGAUGUUGCUGCUAUACUCACUUCAAUCCAGUCUUUGCUUUGUGAUCCAAACCCAAACUCGCCAGCUAAUUCAGAAGCAGCUCGCAUGUUUAGUGAGAACAAGCGUGAGUACAACAGGAAGGUGCGUGAGAUAGUUGAGCAGAGCUGGACGGCUGACUGACAUCUUUCUGGCUGAAUCUGUCACGGUAGAUUUUCCUGGUAGGUUUACCGGGUCAAGCUGCAAUGUUUUCUGUGCUGUUGCUACAUUAAUAAUAAAUGUAGCAAGAAAUUGUCCUUUUAUGUGCUGUUUAGGAACUCUGAUUGUCUUUAUCUUCAUGUUGUAUUACUCGACUAUGAGACAAUGUACAUAUUGAUCACUUGUAUCCAAAUUGUAUGAAGUUCUUUUCUGUUGGUCAUCAUGAGACCUCCAAUGGGAAAUGGAUAAAUAUCUGAUAUUUUUGUUGAGUAA
Molecule: messenger RNA, 901 nt
Organism: Solanum dulcamara
Lineage: Eukaryota; Viridiplantae; Streptophyta; Magnoliopsida; Solanales; Solanaceae
Product: ubiquitin-conjugating enzyme E2 2-like
Exons: 6
Coding region: 155-613 (152 amino acids)
Source: RefSeq, a predicted model, not a curated record